AUGGAAGCAAGGCAGGCCGCCAGCUCCGGGGAGGGGACAGCGAGACCCCCACCAGGGACAUCGGCCGUGCUCAGUGACUCGGGCCGGGAAGGGAAGGGGCCGGGCGGAGCGGGGCGCGGCAGUGACUCGGGCCGGGAAGGGAAGGGGCCGGGCGGAGCGGGGCGCGGCAGUGACUCGGGCCGGGAAGGGAAGGGGCCGGGCGGAGCGGGGCGCGGCAGUGACUCGGGCCGGGAAGGGAAGGGGCCGGGCGGAGCGGGGCGCGGCAGUGACUCGGGCCGGGAAGGGAAGGGGCCGGGCGGAGCGGGGCGCGGCAGUGACUCGGGCCGGGAAGGGAAGGGGCCGGGCGGAGCGGGGCGCGGCAGUGACUCGGGCCGGGAAGGGAAGGGGCCGGGCGGAGCGGGGCGCGGCAGUGACUCGGGCCGGGAAGGGAAGGGGCCGGGCGGAGCGGGGCGCGGCAGUGACUCGGGCCGGGAAGGGAAGGGGCCGGGCGGAGCGGGGCGCGGCAGUGACUCGGGCCGGGAAGGGAAGGGGCCGGGCGGAGCGGGGCGCGGCAGUGACUCGGGCCGGGAAGGGAAGGGGCCGGGCGGAGCGGGGCGCGGCAGUGACUCGGGCCGGGAAGGGAAGGGGCCGGGCGGAGCGGGGCGCGGCAGUGACUCGGGCCGGGAAGGGAAGGGGCCGGGCGGAGCGGGGCGCGGCAGUGACUCGGGCCGGGAAGGGAAGGGGCCGGGCGGAGCGGGGCGCGGCAGUGACUCGGGCCGGGAAGGGAAGGGGCCGGGCGGAGCGGGGCGCGGCAGUGACUCGGGCCGGGAAGGGAAGGGGCCGGGCGGAGCGGGGCGCGGCAGUGACUCGGGCCGGGAAGGGAAGGGGCCGGGCGGAGCGGGGCGCGGCAGUGACUCGGGCCGGGAAGGGAAGGGGCCGGGCGGAGCGGGGCGCGGCAGUGACUCGGGCCGGGAAGGGAAGGGGCCGGGCGGAGCGGGGCGCGGCAGUGACUCGGGCCGGGAAGGGAAGGGGCCGGGCGGAGCGGGGCGCGGCAGUGACUCGGGCCGGGAAGGGAAGGGGCCGGGCGGAGCGGGGCGCGGCAGUGACUCGGGCCGGGAAGGGAAGGGGCCGGGCGGAGCGGGGCGCGGCAGUGACUCGGGCCGGGAAGGGAAGGGGCCGGGCGGAGCGGGGCGCGGCAGUGACUCGGGCCGGGAAGGGAAGGUGCAGUCCGAUCUUUCAGAUCUUUCUGGAAAUGGGUCAAAGGCUUUGGGGGGCUUGGGUGGUCUUAAUCCCCCUGUACAGUCCAUGACAACUUCCUGGUUUCAUCAUUCCAGUGCUUAA
This is a messenger RNA of Ficedula albicollis (Collared flycatcher), 1320 nucleotides long. RefSeq names its product spidroin-1-like. Lineage: Eukaryota; Metazoa; Chordata; Aves; Passeriformes; Muscicapidae. The coding region runs from base 1 to 1320 and encodes 439 amino acids. The transcript is spliced from 3 exons. The record is from RefSeq and is a predicted model, not a curated record.